AUGCCCAGCUUCGAUUAUGAAGAUUCCGAUAAGGAGGGUCUCACUCCCGCAGGAAAGACGACAUCCCCAUCAAAAACAACUAAGAACAGUCGUAGUGGUCCGUCGGACAGCGAAGACUUUCCCAUCGUCACCACCCGCCCCAGCGAAGACCACACGGUGACAACCAACCAACCUCAUAUUUCACCACUUUCGACGUGUUUGAUGGAGAAGUUACCUACACCAGUGGCCGCCGAGCACGCGCUGGGCAGUGGAGAGGGCGGAACCUUAGACUUUGAGACUCCAGUGCCUGCCGGGGAGGAGUUAGAAGCUCACCUCGCGGCUAUCCCUGUGGAUGAGAACGAAAUGGACGAGGAAUCAAAAGGUGACGUCGAGGUACGAGUCUGCACUCAUCCGACCCUCAAAAACAGUUCGAAUAACACCAUUUACGGUGAAUACGAUGCGGUGAGCGGCUCUCUACGGUCCACAGCUGCUUGCCCCGAGGUCGCCAGCGAGGAAAAUCGGGAAGAUGGGGAUGAUGAUCAAGAUGGCGCUGAGGAGGAACACGAUGAAAUGAGCGGCUCUCAACGUUCCACAGCUGCUCCCUGUGACGUUGCCAGUGAUGAGAACUCGGAAGAUGGGGAUUAUGACCAAGAUGGCGCUGAGGAAGAAAACGAUGCAAUGAGCGGCUCUCAACAUUCCACAGCUGCUUCCUCUGACGUUGCCAGUGAUGACAACCCGGAAGAUGGAGAUUAUGACCCUGACGCCGGCAAAAGCGAUAGUGACUCCGCAUCUGACUCGGAUGAAAGCGGCUCAACCAAUUCCGAUCGAAGCCAGCCAGGAGACAAGUCGGGGAAGACCGAGCCUGAAAAAGAAGAUGAAACAGAAUACGAGAGUGACUGGACCGAACUCGGAAGUGGGGUCGGCGACACAAUGGACGAAGAUGGGAACCGAGUUAUCAUUCCAGGCGUUUCCACUGAAGAGCAAAUGAAGGGUGUCUUAGCUGAUCCACGCUUCUCAAAGAAUCGCGUCAGUCGCAAAACUCGAAUAGACGCCAUGCUACACCGUAUACGUCAAGAUGGAAAUGCCGUGCAGAAUGUGCCAGAGAAGAAAUUAAAGGGAAUCGAACGAUACGAACCGGAAGAGGAUGAUGAGGUCGAGUGGUCGAUGAAACCAGUCGCCGACAACAUUGCAUUGUCCAGUUGGUAUGAGGGUACCAUCUGGAAGAACAUGCAAACUGGUGAACUUUGGCACAGGCCCAAGGGCAUGCCCCUGAAAGAGGUGGACAAGUUGAUCAAAGAGAAGAAUGCACAAGGGAAGGGGUUCUGGAAAGAGUGCCAAUACAAGCAUUGUCGCAAGAACGAAUUCUACGAUGUGGAGGAGGAAAAGGAGGUCCGUAAUGCAGGGAAGAAGUGGAAAGAUCUCAAGGAUGACUCUAGACCCGUAACGCUCUCCAAGAAGCGCAAAGCGGAUUAG
Molecule: messenger RNA, 1452 nt
Organism: Westerdykella ornata
Lineage: Eukaryota; Fungi; Ascomycota; Dothideomycetes; Pleosporales; Sporormiaceae
Exons: 8
Coding region: 1-1452 (483 amino acids)
Source: RefSeq, a predicted model, not a curated record